This is a messenger RNA of Ectocarpus siliculosus, 1426 nucleotides long. The record is from the annotation of a GenBank genome assembly. NCBI's taxonomy places the organism in Eukaryota, Phaeophyceae, Ectocarpales, Ectocarpaceae.
CUGUCCUGCACAGAGCACUGCACUGACAUCACCGCACCACCAACCCACGCCCACCGUAGGCUGUUGGCUGUCUGCACUAUGAUUCGAGGUGUCAUUAUCGUCAACAACCAUGGGAAGCCUCGUCUUGUCAAGUUCUACCAAACUGUGGUCGGCGAAGAAGCCCAGAAAAGCGUGAUACAGCGCAUCUUUCAGCAGGUGGCACAGCGGCCAGACUCGUUCUGCAACUACUUGGAAGGGAUCAUUCCCGAGUGGGGGGAAGGCACGAAGCUCAUCUACCGGCACUACGCGACGCUCUACUUCGUGUUUGCCGUAGAUUCGCAGGAGAGCGACCUGGGCAUCCUCGACCUCGUUCAAGUCUUCGUCGAGGCCUUGGACAAGUGCUUUGAGAACGUGUGCGAGUUGGACCUCAUCUUCCACUCCGACAAGGUUCACUACGUUCUCGACGAGAUAAUCAUGGGCGGCAUGGUGCUCGAGACCAACAUCAACCAAAUCCUGCUGGCGAUCAACGACCAAAACCGACUCCACGCCGCCUCGAACAAGGUCGGCCUUCCGCCAUCUGGGGGUAUCAGCGCACAUGGGAGGCCUUCAGGCGGGGUGGGGGGUGGCGGAUCCUCGGGCAUUCCUGGGAUGCGAACACGAUGACACCGGCAGAAGUGUAGGCUGCCGUUGCACGUAAAAUUUCUUGAGAUAUUGAGGCACCCCAUUAGCCAACAGAACGUCAGGGUAUUGUCGAGGAAACCAACCCCGACUUACAUCGGUAUACCUGGGAGUGGUGUGAAUCAUGAACGACAUCAGCUUCAUCGCCGUCGCGGAACUGGGCGAAUCGGGUCCAAUAGAUGUUUCGUGAUCAAUCCGUCGGAAAACGCCAAGAAAACAGGCUGGGUGACAGGUGUGGGGAAGGAUUCGUGAACGGCUGGGAAUAUUUCGGCUCACUUGGCUGGACUUUGGGUGCUGAGUUUAUGCUUGUUCCACUGGCCGGGGUGAUAUUUGCCCGUCUCGGCGCCUAGUUAAAGAGUCGCGGUGGCGCAAAGAGAAGUACAAGGUGGUCGGUAAACAUUGGCGCACACACAUGCGGCCCGCGCCGCAAACGUGGAGACAACCAAGUAGCAUACAAGGAAGGACAGAUGAAGAAGUGCACACAUGGGUCCCUGCCCUCGUCCUGCGCGACGGUGACAGCUUUGUUUGUGUCCCCCUGAUGAGGGGUUGGUUGAUUGGGCGGGAAAGCGUGAAAGAAACCCCAUGCCACGUACGUCGACUAUCGCCAAGCGGGAGCAGCCUGAAAUUUCGUGAGCUGAGAGAAAAUCAAUCUCAGUUUCUGUGCAUAUGCCAGGAUUUCUGUCAAGACAUAAAAUAAUGUAGUCGUUGUUUUACCCGCAGCAGAACCCCCAACUUGCAAUUGGGGGGAACAUCUGGAAUCAACGAAGGC